This is a messenger RNA of Adineta ricciae, 1638 nucleotides long. The record is from the annotation of a GenBank genome assembly. Lineage: Eukaryota; Metazoa; Rotifera; Eurotatoria; Adinetida; Adinetidae.
AUGAUCAAUCCAGCAAAUGUGGUAAAGAUUUUCGCUGAUCGAGCAUCGAACUCACUGUCGUCCUUCGCCUCAGCCGCCUCAAUCGUUACAAAUCGUGAAUGUGAAGUAGCCGAGUUGUUGUGUGGUGUACUGGAAUCGAUUACUAACAGUCACUCCCAUUCCAUUGAAGUGGAAACAACCCUUGAUCAUGAACUAGUCGAUGACGAAUUGAUUGACGAUAUCGAGGACGAAGAUACAGAUGAAGAAACAUGGGAUCCCGACUGGAAUCAUGAUGAUGAAGAUAAGGAGCUGUGCAAACAAUUUUCACUUGAUUAUAUGACCAAGGCAAUCAACUUCUAUGACGAGAUUAAUCCUCACACUGGGAAACGAAAGAGGCGCUGGGAGACAGUAAAACAUCAAUUUCGACGUAUUCCGCAUCAAAGCUAUCUCUCUCGCUUUCGCCAUUAUCUUGAAAAACAUGGAACGAAGAAACAAAAGCUCGAAAAAAUCAAUGACUAUGUAUUUGAUAUGUUCGAACGAGCUCGGGAGAAUGCACUUCCAGUGCACGAUAUUGAUCUACGUCGAUGGGCUCUUAAAAAGGCUAUGGAUGAAUCGUUACACAACUUUGUCGCUUCAAGUUACUGGUUGCACUCCUUUAAAAACAAACACAAUAUCAUCUCGCGCAAGGUGACCAAGAUUGUGACGAAGCGUCAGGUAGAAGAUAAAACGAUCAUCAAAACUUCGGCCGAUCAGUUCAUAGCUGAUGUUCGCAAACGUUUGCCCCAAUACGAAGCCAACGAAGUUGUUAACACCGAUCAAAGUGGAAUCCAGUUCGAGUUGCACUCUAAUCGAACAUUAAGCCACAAAGGAGAGAAAGUUACAACUGGAACUGUUCGCUCCAUAAACGCCACUACUCACAGUUAUACAGUGCAGCCAACAAUCACACUUGAUGGUCAGCUCCUCUCACCACUUUAUCUUUGCUUGAAGGAGCCCAACGGCCGUAUGAGUGAGAAUAUUCGUUCACAUCUUUUCAAGACGUCAAAUCUAGUGAUCACGUGCAGUAGUUCUGGAAAACUCUCAACAUCUUUGGUUGAGUAUUGGCGCGACAAUGUACUCCUCCCAUCGCUUGGAAAACGUAAAAAGUUCCUACUUAUUUCGGACUGUUGGGGUGGUCAGACAUACGGAAAGGGAUUGACUGUUCGUCUUCUAAAUAAUGUUCUCUCGAUCAAGUCUCCUCAGCCGCAAGAGUUCUUUAAAAAUGACCUCGAAUUAUAUGGGCCUUUCGAAAAAUGUCCUCAUGAUCAAAAUGUUCGAAACUCGGGACACGUUCCAUAUAGUCGUAUUGGACAUCCAUUGGCUAUGUACGCGCAAAUGUUUAAGAAAAUUCUCCUCGAAAUGGAGCACGACAAACAAGCAAUCAAAGACCUGGCCAAUUAUUGUCGUCAGCGUUUUCAUGACAACUCCGCAGAGCAAAGGGUCAUAGGUGAGUUCGAACGUGAAUAUCGUCCCGACAAAGCCAUUUGGUGGUAUACACGCGAGUGUUUUACCUACCAAAUGCUCAAUCGAGCACUUCGCACUUUGGAUGGCGAAGUCAUUAUUAACAUGGGAUUUUUUCUUAAUGAUUUACACAAACAAAUACAGCGGCUAUACCACGAAUAG